AUGGAUCAUUUGAUCAUCAUCGAUGAGUUUAUUGACGAAGCUUUGCAGCAAAGUCUCUUGGAUCAAUUGGAGCAUCAAGGGCUUUUGGCCUUUGAAGACUUUCAGCUUCCGGGCCUGGUGAAUCAGGGAACUGGUCGGAGAGCAGAGGUCCAAGUGCCGGGGCCUGUGGUCGAAGCUGCAAGGUCAGCGAUUGGCAUCACCCCGGUCGAGAGCAGCGGUCGCGGGGAUGUACUGCUGCCUGCGAUGAUGAGCCGAGGGGAUGUGAGAAGUCAUCGUGACGUGUGGGGAGGACUGCGGAGUCACUAUGUUCAAACUUACACAGUCAUCAUUUGGCUACAAGGGCCUGGCUCUCAAUUAGUGCUAGAAGGCACAGGCUCACAGCAUGUCGUUGAUGCUCAGCCUCGUCGACUAGUAGCGUUCAACAACCGGCAUUUUCAACAUGCAGUGAAGGGCCCACCACACGCUGUGAGAGCUAUGGUCGGUCCAAUGGCAUGGAAAGCCGGGUCCGGGUCUUUCCAGCCUGUGAUGGACGCUCAAGACAUUGUACCCAAGGGGCCAUUGGGCUAUUGUUUGUGUGGAUGCUUUCUUUGUUGUGUCCUCCCAUGCAUGAUUGCAUGUGCGAAUUUAUGGGCUUUUCCUCUUCUUACGGUCCGCUUCAUUUUCGGAAGUGCCCGUGCUGCUCUGGUGGCUCCGCUCAUAGCCCUCUAUUUGGCUUUGGCCUUUGCUGGCAUUGCACUGGUUUGGAGUCCAGUGAUAUUUCUCCGGGCAUGUCGAGGACUUUGUGGUGGCAAGUGCUGCUCAUCUUUCGUGACACUUCGGCUGUGGCCAUUGCGUGUGCCCUUAGUGCUGGUGUUGUCGUUUCUGUAUUUCUUUCUCUUUGCUUUCUGGUGGAUCGUUUCCGGCACUUUGGCCCACGAAGAGAUUAGCCUCAUGAACCUCUUGGUGGGAGGGGUCAUCGAUCUGGGAGAAUCUUCAGGACUGAUAGGCCUACUACACCUGAUUGUGUCAGACUGUUGGUCUUACCACACCAACUGGCAACCAGACCUACAUCUUUGCCCCAGAGAUCCACCUUUGGAUGCAGUUCAUCCUCAAAGCUUUGGGCAGGCAGAUAUGGAACUUGGUGUUGGAGGCAGCAGGAGCUUGGACUCCGCCUUCUUCGAGCAGUCCCAGACCUGGCGAUAUGUCACAGGUGACAUCAGUACCAGGGAGGUGUGGGAGGUGUGCUUGAAGCGCACAGCGGCCUUGGGAACUCAACUGCAUGAUGAGGGCCUCAUCAGCAAGGAGGACCUUCAGUCUUUGGAGCCAUUUCUUUUCAUAGGCCUGCCUGCCGCUGCAGUGGUGCGCUUGGUGGUGCGUUCGAUCAACAAAGAUGGCCUGGACUUCGAGGAGCUUAAGGUGACUAGUGACAAUCGCCCUCACAACGCUUUUGCCGACAGCAUUUGGCAAACGGCCAUGAGGGCCAAGCAAGCAGCGGAAGAUGCUCAACCCAUCAGCGAUGUGGAGAUGAAGUACCUCACCAUCACUGCUCUCCAACGUCCUGAGUCCAAACUGGAAGCAUGGCAAGAGAUUGACUCCAAGCGUCAGGCUCAACUGAGCCUUAUCGUUUCUGCAGCAAUCGAUCUGGCCAUUUCAGCCUCCAGAUCCCGGAAUUUCAAGCAAUCCAUCGGCACCAUGCUCGAGACCAUCAUGACAAGCUCUCCAGGUGCCUUCAUGCGGGACGUGGAGAUCCAUGUUCUGGGGGCCUUUGCUGAAGCAGAGGACCAGUGCCUCUUCUUGGACUUGGUGAUGCAUGUCACCUCCAGGGACCAGUGCUACAUCACCCAGUCUGGCAGCAACCUUCGCACCGUGCCCGCGAGCUUUUCCAGAGCUUGGUACGGCCGGCUGGGUGAGGGCGAAUGGAGCGACUGCUCCAGUGCUUCUGCUUUCGGCACUGACGUGGUGGUGAGAUGUGCUUUCUCAGUUGAUGAGCCCACCAUCGGUGGGGAAGAACUGGUGGUGAAACUGGAGACAGGUGACUGGAAAGCUCCAGACAUUCCACUUUGCAAGCUUCAGAGCGAAGGGCACCAGUUCCGCCUCACCGUUUGCAGCGGGGUCAUGUUCAAUGCAGGCCAGCAAAUGGCGGGCAGCUCACUGCUACAGCAGUGGUUGGCCUAUCAUCAGGCCAUGGGUGUGGACCACUUUGCUCUCUAUGAUUCUGAUGGGUCAGCAGCAGAGAUCCAGCAGGUGUUUUCUGUUUCUGCAGAUGCACAGGUCUCCUACUUCCCGCUUUGGCCCUCUCAUCUCUCCGAGAAGCUCGGCACCAUCAGCCGCACGGAGCACUGCCGGCACUGCCUCAGCGUCGUGGCGGAGGCUCAUUGCUUGUGGAGCCAACGUGGAAGAUCCGAUUGGGUGAUUACUCUACAUAGUUUUGAUGCAUAUUUAGCACCAGCGCCUGGGCAUCGUUUAGACGUGGUACUGAACCACCUGGAGUCCAAACGCCAUGAGAUCGGCACUGUGCCGCUGGCAAUGUUGGACUUUGGUGGUGCAGUCAAUUCCAAUUCAUCGUGGUUAGUUGAGAGAUAUCAACAUCGCGCGUUUGAGCCAGUGCGAGUGUUGGCAGAGAUUGGCCGGGGAAAUCCCAGAGAUGAAUGCUGGCUGAAUCACCCUGGCGUGACGAUGAAGAAUCCCUUGAAUGUGUGGGGUGUCUACGACCACUAUGCGCGCUCCAUCUUUGGAGCAAUUGAUGUGGAAGUGCCCUGGCAGCUGCUGCGUGUGAACCACUACGUUGACAUUUUUGCAGAGCGAUGUGCCAGUCGCUUUCUGCCAUGUGUUGUCCGCGACACUGGCCUCAGUUGGAUCCUGCCGGAGCUUGAAGCGAAGCACUGA
Molecule: messenger RNA, 2865 nt
Organism: Durusdinium trenchii
Lineage: Eukaryota; Dinophyceae; Suessiales; Symbiodiniaceae
Source: the annotation of a GenBank genome assembly